This is a messenger RNA of Microthlaspi erraticum, 3087 nucleotides long. The record is from the annotation of a GenBank genome assembly. NCBI's taxonomy places the organism in Eukaryota, Viridiplantae, Streptophyta, Magnoliopsida, Brassicales, Brassicaceae.
AUGGCUUGUAAAGACGAACCUUAUUAUGAUCUCAAAAUCCUUUUGAUCAUCUUCACAAUCUUAACCUGUUCACUUGCAGUUUCUGCAACUGUCUCAGAAGCAAAUGCUCUUCUGAAAUGGAAGUCAACAUUCACAAACCAGACAAGCUCUUCCAGGCUGUCUUCUUGGGUCAAUCCAAACACAAGCAGCUUCUGUACAAGCUGGUACGGUGUUUCUUGCUUACGCAACAGCAUCAUAAGGUUAAAUCUCACAAACACUGGCAUCGAAGGUACUUUCCAAGAUUUCCCCUUCUCUUCACUUCCCAAUCUCACUUACGUUGACCUUAGCAUGAACCGUUUCUCUGGAACUAUCCCUCCUCAAUUCGGACAACUCUCUAAACUCAUCUACUUCGAUUUGUCCAUUAACCUAUUAGUCGGAGAGAUCCCACCUGAGAUUGGCAAUUUAAGUAACCUAGAAACUCUCCAUCUUGUUGAAAACAAGUUAAACGGAUCGAUUCCUUCUGAAAUCGGUCUUUUAACUAAAGUUCAAGAGAUAGCCUUGUAUGACAAUCUCUUAACCGGACCAAUACCUUCUUCUUUUGGAAACCUAACCAAACUAGCCAACCUCUACCUAUUCAUCAACCAGCUUACCGGUUCGAUUCCUCCCGAGAUCGGAAACUUACCCAGCCUAGCUGAGCUAUGCCUAGAUAGAAACAACUUAACCGGUCAAAUCCCUUCCUCUUUUGGAAACUUGAAGAAUGUAACACUUGUCAACAUGUUUGAAAACCAGCUCUCUGGUGAAAUCCCUCCUGAGAUUGGUAACAUGACCUCUCUAGACACCCUUAGCCUCCACACAAACAAGCUCACCGGUUCGAUUCCUUCCACGCUAGGGAACAUCAAAACCUUAGCCAUUCUUCAUCUUUACCAGAAUAAGCUUAACGGUACUAUCCCGCCCGAGUUAGGAGACAUGGAGGAAAUGAUUGAUUUGGAGAUAAGUGAGAACAAACUCACUGGCUCUGUUCCUAACUCGUUUGGCAAGUUAUCAAAGCUGGAAUGGCUUUUCCUCCGCGAUAACCAGCUCUCCGGUUCUCUCCCCCCGGGUAUCGCCAACUCUUCCGUGCUAACCGUCCUGCAGCUCGACACCAACAGGUUCACCGGUGUACUGCCUGACACUAUCUGUAAAAGCGGCAAGCUCGAGAACAUCACGCUGGAUGAUAAUCUCCUCCGAGGUCCCAUUCCUAAAAGCUUGAGAGACUGCAAGAGCUUGAUCAGAGCAAGGUUCAAGGGGAACAACUUCACCGGAGACAUCUCUGAGUCUUUCGGAGUUUACCCGAAUCUCAACUUCAUUGAUCUCAGCAACAACAAGUUCCACGGAGAAAUCUCAUCCCGGUGGGAACAAAGUCGGAAGCUGGUUGCAUUCAUCGCAACUGCCAACAACAUCACCGGACCGAUCCCACCUGAGAUUUGGAACAUGACGCAGCUAAGCCAGCUCGAUCUCUCCUCAAACAACAUCUCCGGCGAGCUCCCAGAAUCAAUCAGCAAACUCACCCGUUUGUCGAAACUACAACUGAAUGGGAAUCAGAUAUCUGGCAAAAUCCCUUCAGGAAUCAGACUCUUGGCCAAUCUUGAGUAUCUUGAUCUAUCUUCAAACAGGUUCGGCUUCGAAAUCCCGGAAACACUCAGCUCCUUGCCAAGGCUUUACCACAUGAACCUGAGCAGAAACGAGCUUGAUCAAAACAUCCCCAUCGGAUUAACAAAGCUCUCUCAGCUACAAGUUCUUGAUCUCAGCCACAACCACCUCGACGGAGGAAUCCCAUCACAGUUCACUUCUCUACAGAACCUAGAGAGGCUUGACCUCUCACACAACAAUCUCUCAGGCUCGAUUCCACCGAGCUUCAGUCAAAUGGCGUCACUCACACACGUCGACGUAUCGCACAACAACCUCGAAGGUACGAUUCCGGAUAACAAAGCGUUUGAAGACGCAGGCCCUGACGCAUUGGUAGGCAACAAAGACUUGUGUGGUAGCAACGAAAGGCAAGGUUUGAAGCCAUGCCCACUCAUAUCCUCCAAGAACAAAAAAUCAAACAAGGAGAAGAACCUUCUCAUCUACAUAGUAGUCCCGAUCGUCGGAGCGAUUAUAAUCCUCUCCGUCUGCGCCGGAAUAUUCGUCUGCUUCCGCAAGAGAAAGCCCCAAAUCGAAGAGAAUUCAGAUUCCGAAUCAGGCGAGACGUUGUCGAUAUUUAGCUUCGACGGGAAAGUAAGAUACCAGGAAAUCAUCAAAGCUACGGGAGAGUUCGAUUCAAAGUACCUAAUCGGAACCGGAGGACACGGCAAAGUCUACAAAGCGAAGCUACCGGCGAUGACUAUGGCGGUGAAAAAGCUAAACGAGACAACCGACGAAGAGAUCUCGAAACCUACGGUGAAGCAAGAGUUCCUAAACGAGAUCAGAGCACUUACGGAGAUCCGUCACCGGAAUGUGGUAAAACUCUUCGGAUUCUGCUCGCAUCGCCGGAAUACUUUUCUGGUGUACGAAUACAUGGAGAGAGGAAGUUUGAGGAAAGUGUUGUCGAACGAUGAGGAAGCGAAGCAAUUGGAUUGGGGGAAAAGGAUCAAUGUGGUGAAAGGUGUGGCUCAUGCUUUGUCGUAUAUGCAUCAUGAUCGAUCUCCGCCGAUUGUUCACCGUGAUAUUAGCAGUGGAAACAUUCUUCUCGGCGAUGAUUACGAAGCGAAGAUCUCCGAUUUCGGUACGGCGAAGCUUCUCAAGGCCGAUUCUUCGAAUUGGUCCGCCGUUGCUGGCACUUACGGCUAUGUUGCUCCAGAAUUAGCUUAUGCGAUGAAAGUGACGGAGAAAUGUGAUGUGUAUAGCUUCGGAGUAUUAACUCUUGAAGUGAUCAAAGGGGAGCAUCCGGGUGAUUUGGUUUCGACUUUGUCAUCGUCUCCUCCUGACAAAACUCUGUCGUUAAAAGGAAUCUCCGACCGUCGGCUGCCGGAGCCAGCGCCGGAGAUCAAAGAUGAGAUCUUAGAGAUUGUGAAAGUUGCAGUUUUGUGCUUACAUUCUGAUCCAAAUUCUCGCCCAACAAUGAUGUCAAUCUCCUCUGCCUUUUCUUAG